AUACUGGUUUUGCGAAUUUCCUGGUAGCUUCCAACUCCAUCUCUCUCCCAUUAACAUACAAAUCUUUAGAUGUAAACAAGUGCUUUGUUGUGUUGGGUGAGUCACAUGUGUAAGAGAGUAUGUGAGAGAGAAAGUAUCGGAGUAAUUUAAGGGUUAAAUGAAUGAGAACCGACCCGCCUUCCCUUCUUUCUCUCGCUAUUGACUCUGCCCUUCUUCAUAUCUCUUCCUAUUCUGAUCUCUCUUUCUUACCUGAACACAUUCUUGAAGACCUUUUUCUGAGGACCUUGAGAGCUGGGAAGCUAAAUGAGAAGAUUCUGAAGCUGUUUAUUGCAACUGGAAAAGAAGAAAUCCUUUCACUAAUUGGCGCAUUUAACAUCCAAUGUGUUCUUACUCCUGUGCUUCCUACUAGAUGCUCUGAGAAAUUCUGAUAUUGUUCGGUAGCAAGCAAUUGUUAUUAUUGCAAAAGGCUCUCUCCAUUCUCAAGGCAACAAAUCCUGUUCUUGCUUUUGCUUUUCUAGCCUUGAAAAAUGUUUCAAGUUAGCGUCAGAGAUGAUGAGGUAGAUAUUGUGAUAGCUGCAAUUGAACCAGAUCUUACUUCAUUUCUGGAAGAAUGGAGAGCAGUAUUCUCCCGAUUUCACCUGAUAAUUAUCAAAGAUCCUGACAUCAAAGGAGAACUUAAAAUUCCAGGUGGAUUUAAUUAUGAUACCUAUACAAAAGCUGAUAUUCAACAAAUUAUUGGACCUUCAAAUGCUGCAAC
Molecule: messenger RNA, 757 nt
Organism: Solanum lycopersicum (tomato)
Lineage: Eukaryota; Viridiplantae; Streptophyta; Magnoliopsida; Solanales; Solanaceae
Source: RefSeq, a predicted model, not a curated record